AACGAAAAACGGUCCAUAUCCUUGAAGGUUUGCCAUCCUAGUCUCCGUCGUUUAUCGGCUUAAACCCUACCUCCCUAAACCCCAUUUUCCACUGUGCAAGAAACCCAGACACCAUGUCCCUGAUCCGCAAAUUCCCAAUCAAAACCCUUCAAUUCCGACACAUUCUCACCCUCUCCAACCUAUUCUCCACAUCCGCAAACCCCAACCCACCCUCGAACCGGCCCGCCACGGCCCACUACGACGAAAUGGUCAACGCGGCGGGCCGGUCCGGCAACUACGACGAGCUCAGGCGACUACUCAACAGGCGCGUGAAGGACGGCUGUUACAACACCACCAGUACCUUCAACUUCGUCACCGUUGGCGACGACUCAAUCUCCGCCGUCGGCCGCCUCUGCGAAACCCUAGCCCGCCUCGACAAGGGCUACGUCAUGAAGGGUGCGUUCGACGCGCUCGUGGCGCGGCUGUGCAAGAUCGCCCGUAUCGACGAGUCGCGCCUCGUGAUUGAGGCCAUGGCGCCUGCGAACUGCGGGUUGGACGCGCGCACUUUCCACCCAGUGAUCAAGGGGCUUACGAGGAAGAACCAAGUCGACGUCGCGUGGCGCGUGGUGGAUGUGAUGAGAGAACGCGGUGUCUCGCCGGACACGGAGAUCUAUAACCGCUUUCUGACGAUGCAUUGCGGCGCCGGAGACGUGGAGGCGGCGGCGGCUGUGCUGGAAAGGAUGGUGAAGGUGGGGUUGAAGCCGAACGGGCGUACGUGCGACGCGCUGGUGAUGGGCGCGUGUAGGGCGGGGAAGGUGGAGGGGGCUCUGGUCCUGCUGAGGAGGAUGGAGGACGAUGGAGUGCCGAUGCUGCUGUCCACGCGCUUGUACGUCGUGGACGCGCUCUUGAGCUUGGGAUAUUACGACCAGGCGGUGAGGUUUGUGAGGGUUUAUGGAGGGAGGGACACGUGGCUUGAUGCGGAGAGUUUCGGGUGUUUGGCGAUCCGGCUCGUAAAGCUGAAUCGGACGGACGAGGCGAGAAUGGUUUUGGAAGAGAUGAAAACAAGAGGACUUGAGAUGCGCCAUGCAUUGAAGUCUUUGUUAAAAUACGUAGAAACAUCAGAAAAUUGAACACUUUUUGUGAUUAU
Morus notabilis is the source of this 1126-nucleotide messenger RNA. Its product is annotated as pentatricopeptide repeat-containing protein At3g56030, mitochondrial. Bases 114 to 1109 code for a protein of 331 amino acids. Gene Ontology annotation, molecular function: protein binding. The transcript has a single exon. The record is from RefSeq and is a predicted model, not a curated record. NCBI's taxonomy places the organism in Eukaryota, Viridiplantae, Streptophyta, Magnoliopsida, Rosales, Moraceae.